UCGAGCAUUUAAAUGGCUGUGUUUUGUUAGCAUUUCAGUCACUUCAAGUUCCACCUCAAGUCAUAGAUGUAUCCAGUCCUGGUAAUAAUUUGUUCUUAAGUUUAUCUAUUUGUUCCAAUACUGUUACUUUUGAUACUUCAAUUUCUGAUGGUACCUACUGUUUAUUACCUCAAAGAGUAGAUCUUGGAGUGGCGUCUUCAACAUUUUUAGGGGUGAAGAGCAAAUCCCAACUCAUUUAAUUUCUUUGUCCUCCUCCAUUGACUCCCUGCUGGGCCUGGUAACAGUGUUAAUAUUUAGUACAUGUAAUUGGCAAAGAAACAGUCCAGAGUUGGCAUCUGAUUAAUUCUCUGUUCACCAUCUUUUUUCUGUGUUCUCUGUGUAACAUUGAUUACUUUUAACAUACACAAUAUCAAGCAUACCUUUUUGUACCUGUUUAAGUUCUUUAGUGAAGCUUGCUGGGCUAAGAAGCUGUUUCACCUACACUUCCAAGCCAGAAAAGAAGACCUUUUUUCUGAGCUCAUGUAAUUUCAAUGAGUGUAUUGUGUCCCUAAGUGCUGGGCGCAAAGGCAUGGUGAGUAAAUACUGCUGCCAGCAGAUUUGAAAAAAACAAAUGUAGUGACAUAAGCCUGAAACUGAAAAGCUGUCCAAGUUGAGCUAUGAAUUCCCCUCUUGCAGUCUGGGUGCUAUUGAUACCUUGGACAUUUAGCAGCUGCAGGAAUUAGGCUUGUGAAUGGAGUCCCUUGUCUGUAUCAACUGAGCCAAUUAGAAGUGUCUUGGUUUAGCCAACAGGAAAUGACACUGCAGCCAGUACCUAAAUAUAGUGUGUACGCAUGCAUAUCUGUGAUUACAUACACACUUUCUUCCACUCAGAAGAUCUCUCAGAAACUGGAGAAGCCAGAGAGACAGAGCUGGCACAACUAUAACUCUCAGCAUAAAAGAAGACUGAGUUGUUUUGCUGUGAAUAUCAGAUUCACAGCGUGAGAUCUCAAGCUCUAGACAUGAGAACCAGAAAAACCUUAAUGCUAUUUCCUGGUCUGCUCUCAUUUUUAUGGGGCUGAGGGGCAGGAGUAUUUACGCUUGAGCUUGUAAUUUCUUGGAAAGAAAGGAAAAAUUUCAGCUUAUUUGCUCUUUCAACAUAAAUGCAUCUGAAGGAGUGAGGGGCAUGAAAGACUUCACAUUUAAAAAUAUUUUUCUUGUGUUUAAACAAACAAAGUAUUAUGAAAUCUGUUUUGGUCAAACAAAGAAAAUAGCUAUAAUCUUGAACGGCAUGUGGCAGUUGGUGCUACACAUAUGAGUUUUUGGAAAUUUUGUUAAAGCCAGAGUGUAUUGGUGUUUCCAGUGACUGCAUAGACUUGGUAGUUAUUGAAUAUUCAUUGUGGUUUGAUGGAAUUGAGCAGUGAGUCCUGUGCUAAUGAGCAUCUUGGGAUUGCGUUUAAGAGUUAAACUGAUGUACUGGAAAUUCAGAUUGUAUCAGCUCACCUGGGGAACUUUGCCCUCGGAAUAUCCUCAGAAAGAGGCCCUUCACCGCCCCUAUGGUUGUGAUGUUGAACCCCAGGCACUGAAUGAAGCCAUCAGGUGGAGCUCUAAGGAGAACCUGCUUGGAACCACUGAGAGCGAUCCCAAUCUUUUUGUUGCACUUUAUGAUUUUGUAGCAAGCGGCGACAACACACUCAGCAUCACCAAAGGUGAGAAGCUACGAGUCCUGGGUUACAACCAGAAUGGUGAAUGGAGUGAGGUAUGUUCUAAGAAUGGGCAGGGAUGGGUGCCAAGCAACUAUAUCACACCAGUGAACAGCCUGGAGAAGCAUUCCUGGUAUCAUGGGCCCGUGUCACGCAGUGCAGCCGAGUAUCUGCUGAGCAGUCUCAUCAAUGGCAGCUUCCUGGUUCGUGAAAGUGAGAGCAGCCCAGGGCAGCUGUCCAUCUCCCUCCGGUACGAGGGGCGUGUUUACCACUACAGGAUCAAUACCACCGCAGAUGGAAAGGUGUAUGUGACAGCUGAAAGCCGCUUCAACACAUUAGCAGAGCUAGUUCACCAUCAUUCUACAGUGGCAGAUGGACUGGUGACAACCUUGCAUUACCCAGCACCCAAGUGCAAUAAGCCCACAGUCUAUGGAGUGUCCCCCAUCCAUGACAAGUGGGAGAUGGAACGAACGGAUAUCACCAUGAAGCACAAACUUGGGGGAGGGCAGUAUGGUGAAGUGUACGUUGGUGUCUGGAAGAAAUACAAUCUCACGGUUGCGGUGAAAACACUAAAGGAAGAUACCAUGGAAGUGGAGGAGUUCUUGAAAGAAGCUGCUGUGAUGAAGGAAAUCAAGCACCCAAAUCUAGUGCAAUUAUUAGGUGUAUGCACCCUGGAGCCACCCUUUUACAUUGUGACGGAAUAUAUGCCAUAUGGGAACCUGCUGGACUACCUACGAGAAUGCAACCGGGAGGAGGUGAGCGCUGUCGUGCUGCUCUACAUGGCCACUCAGAUCUCCUCUGCUAUGGAGUACUUGGAGAAGAAGAAUUUCAUCCACAGGGACCUAGCGGCUCGAAACUGCUUGGUAGGAGAAAACCACGUGGUGAAGGUGGCUGACUUCGGCUUAAGUCGAUUGAUGACUGGAGAUACCUACACAGCUCAUGCUGGAGCCAAGUUUCCUAUCAAGUGGACAGCACCUGAGAGCCUGGCCUAUAACACCUUCUCAAUUAAAUCAGAUGUGUGGGCCUUUGGGGUGCUAUUAUGGGAAAUUGCCACCUACGGGAUGUCACCAUACCCAGGUAUUGACCUCUCACAGGUGUACGAUCUGCUGGAGAAGGGAUAUCGGAUGGAACAACCAGAGGGGUGCCCGCCAAAAGUUUAUGAACUGAUGAGGGCAUGCUGGAAGUGGAAUCCCCCAGACCGACCAUCCUUUGCUGAGACCCAUCAAGCCUUUGAAACAAUGUUCCAUGACUCCAGCAUCUCUGAAGAGGUGGCAGAGGAGCUUGGAAGAACAGCCUCCUCCUCAUCCAUAGUUCCCUACUUGCCCCGGUUACCCAUGCUUCCCUCCAAGACUAGGACUCUGAAGAAACAGGCAGAGAAUAAGGAGAAUAUUGAAGGAACACAAGAUACUGUGGAGCAUUCGGCUUCCAGCUCAGCACCAGGGUUUAUCAGAAGCACACAGCCAACAAGUGGAUCUCCAGCACUGCCUCGCAAACAAAGGGACAAGUCCCCCAGCGGCCUCUUGGAAGAUGCCAAAGAGACCACUUUCACCAGGGACAGAAAGGGUGGCUUUUUCAGCUCCUUUAUGAAGAAGAGGAAUGCCCCCACUCCUCCAAAGCGUAGCAGUUCCUUCCGUGAGAUGGAGAAUCAGCCCCACAAGAAAUAUGAGCUCACGGGUAACUUUUCAUCUGUUGCUUCCUUGCAGCAUGUUGAUGGAUUUUCUUUUACUCCCACCCAGCAGGAUGCAAACCUGGCCCCAGCCAAGUGCUACAGUGGGGGCUUUGCACAGAGGAACUUCUACAGUGAUGACAGUGGUGGUACCAGCAGUGGUGGGAGUGCAAGCACUGGUGGUGGGUGGUCAGGCAUCACAGGUUUCUUUACACCACGCUUAAUUAAAAAGACACUGGGUUUACGAGCAGGGAAACCCACGGGUGCCGAAGAAGCUUCAAAGCCUUUUCCAAGGUCAAAUUCUACAUCUUCCAUGUCUUCGGGGCCUCCCGAGCAGGAUAGGAUGGCAAUGACUCUUCCUAGAAAUUGUCAGAGGUCAAAAAUCCAGCUGGAAAGGACAGUGUCCACCUCCUCUCAGCCAGAGGAGAGCAUAGGUAGAUCCACUGACCUGCUUCCCAAAAGGCUUGAAGAAGGCCCUGCUCUGACCAGAGAGAGACCGAAAGCCAAACUCUUGCCAAGAGGUGCCACCGCUCUUCCAGUCAGAACCUCUUCAGGGGAUUCAGCUGUUGCAGAGAAGGACUGUCCAGGUCUGGCAACAACCACCCCUAAGAGCAAAGAAAAAAACAGUGGUACACGGCAAGGGGCCCUAGAAGAUGGAGAGAGACCAGGAUGGUCUUCUCCAGCAAAGGCUGCAGCAAUACUUCCAACCACUCAUAACCACAAAGUGCCAGUCCUAAUCUCACCCACUCUAAAACAUACUCCAGCAGACGUGCAGCUUAUUGGCACAGACUCUCAGGGUAAUAAAUUUAAGCUCUUAUCUGAGCAUCAGGUCACAUCUUCCGGCGACAGGGACCGGCCCAGACGGGUAAAACCAAAGUGUGCCCCACCUCCACCACCAGUGAUGAGGCUCCUGCAGCAGUCGCCCGUUUGCUCAGACACAGCAGAAGAGUUGAGCAACACCGCAGCAGCGCAGCAUGGACUGGAAACAAGUGAAGGUGGUAAAAAGGCAGUGGUGGCACAUGGUGGUGGAAAAGCUGGGAGGCCCAUGAUGCCGCCCCCUCAAGUGCCUCUGUCAUCAUCUUCCACCUCACCAGCGAAAAUGGCCAAUGGCACAGCGGGUGCUAAAGUGGCAUUAAGAAAGACCAAACAGGCGGCUGAGAAAAUCUCAGCGGACAAAAUCAGCAAAGAGGCGCUGCUGGAGUGUGCAGACCUCCUCUCGAGUGCCAUUGCCGAGCCAACGCCAAACAGCCAGCUGGUGGAUACGGGGCACCAGCUGUUGGAUUACUGCUCAGGCUAUGUGGACUGCAUCCCACAAACACGCAACAAAUUUGCCUUCCGGGAAGCCGUGAGCAAACUGGAACUCAGCCUGCAGGAACUGCAGGUGUCCUCAACAGCUGCUAGUGUGCCCGGAGCAAACCCCGUCCUUAAUAACUUAUUGUCAUGUGUCCAAGAAAUCAGUGAUGUGGUUCAAAGGUAGCUACUGUCAAUCUGGGUAAAGGAAAAAUUACACAUGGAGGGGAAACUCUGUUCCUGUAUUGAUGCUUUCAAAAGGAAAGACUGAUACUUGAGUGAGUUUUUGUGAAGUACCUCAGAUCACUGAGUUCUCCUCACGUUUACAGUUUCAUCUCAAAAAUAGGGGGAGGGAGGGAGGAGACACUGGAGGAAGGGGUGUGUGUGAGAGAUUGAAGCUGAAAGGGCAGAAUCUCAAGAAUUUUCCCUAACCAGCAAAUCUGAUCUACUUGUGUCUGCAAGUGAGAGAAGUUCCUUGCUCUUGCCUGUAAGAGGCAGGAGAAUCGAUGGUGGGUUCUUUUGGUAGGGGUGGUUUCCAUGUGCUAUCCAGAGUCCUGGAGUGACUGCAUGGCCAGCUGGCUGUAGAGAUCCUCCCCUUUCUGCACUAAUGCAUAUUUUGGCCUCUAGAGAUCACAAGGGAAAGGCAGUAGGGCACGGUUGGUACCUAAUGCUGAGAAUUCUGAGCCUGAGUCCGAGAGGCGGGAGAGUCUGUGUGGUUGUGGGGAAAGAGGUAACGCACUGAUGGUGUUCAGAGCUGCUGGAAGUGGAUGCACUAGCCCAGGUGGCAUACUUCCACAGUACUGCUGCUGCUUUAGUAAGAACUGCAAAAUGAGUUAAUAUAUUAAACUAACCCCUUUCCCUCCCACCCACUUCAUGCCAUUACACAUUUAUAUUUAAAGCAUCAGGCAUGCUGGGCAGAUUUGCCACUGAUUACCUGCCCUGCUCCCCCCUCCAAAACACAAACACACAGUCUUCACUUUGGUUGAUUCUAACCAUAUCUGGUAGUCUAGCAUGGGUGCUACCUGACAGUUGGUCACUUGUGAGUAGUUUGAGGCUGUUGCACAACUUACCAGUGUCUGUUGAUAAACUGUAGCUUGUUUUUAACUUUGGUACAAUGUUGGUUCCUUCUUCUGUGUGGUCACUUGGAGAUGCACAGUUGCCAAGGCACUGCCUCCUGUCAAUGCAAAAUCUCACUGCUCUCUACAUUCCUUUGUAGCAUUGAAAGUGCUGACACUAAUACAGCCAUCUUGGGAACCAGCAAUAUAGCCUUACUGGCCCUGUAGUCUCACUGUGUAACAGCCUUCUCAACAUUAGCUUUGUGGGAGUUGCUCCACAAGCCCUGGCCUUUCCAAGUCACUAGGCUGAAUAUAUACGUAAGAUGUCUCCACAGUCUUUCUUUUAAAAUGCUAGAAAUCCAACAGCAGUUUGUGCUGUGGAACGUAGACAGUUCUUCCUACUAUAGCACAGCAGAAUGUGAUGAUGACACAACUGCUUUGUUUUAUAGAGCACCAGUGUUUGUGUUGAUAUUCAUCAGUUCUAUAGUGGAUUAAAAAGCUGCUGUCUAAUGGGGUUACAUGGUGACUGGGGUCAGUAAUUGCCAUAGGCCAUAUCCUGAGCUCCUCGGUGUUUUAUUCAGCCUCCCCUUGAAGCCCUUGGGAGCUUGCCUGAGUAAGAGCUUCACAAUUGGGCCCAGUGUGUGUGUGGAAAAAGGCCUUGCCUGCUAUUUGUGCUGUCACUUAAAAGGAGAUAAUGUGUGACCAAAGCACCACUGCAGAAUGUCUCCAAUACAGUAUGCUCUGCUCUGGCAAGUGGUGGGUUUCACUUUUUCACAAAUGCAAGUGACAGGCUGGUAAUCACCACUUUGUUUUAAAUGCACAAUACACCACUUCCAGAGGCCGCCACAAAUGGCGAUGAGUGACUAGAACAUGCUCAGAAACCUCCUCCUUUAUUCUAUGUGUGCAGCACGCUUUCCAGUACCUUAUGCAGGUGGAUUUUGCAUGGAUGGUCAGCGGAGCUGGAGGACAGAAAAAGAUCUUUAGCCUAUUCCAUAUUGGUAGCAAAUUAUAGAUUACUGAACACCUGAUUUAUUUCUCUCUCUAAAAUUAAAUGUCUAUACCAAAGGGUCACUCUUCCAACAUGUGUGUUGUGCACAGGGGUUAAAGAUUAUGAUCAGCUCAGCACACAGUUUGUAUCAGUAGUGAAUUCAUUGAGGACAAUAUUGGAUUAAACUAAAAACACCUUAAUCACCAAUCACACUACCAGUGUUGUCAAUUGUUUUGUUUAAUAAUUGUUGUUGUAAUAUAUUUUUGAUUGUUUUUUAAUUUAAUUUUCACUCUAUUGUCUGACUGUGAACUGCAAACAGUGUUAAACUUGAUGUAAAUAAGGUUUUGCCUGUCGUUCCACAAGUUUUGCCAAUUUGCAUUUUGUUUUAAAUAAAAGUUGCAAUAUUUUAUUGGCAAAUAAA
Messenger RNA from Chrysemys picta bellii (western painted turtle), 7099 nucleotides. It is a transcript of the gene ABL2, whose product is annotated as ABL proto-oncogene 2, non-receptor tyrosine kinase. The record is from RefSeq and is a predicted model, not a curated record. Gene Ontology annotation, molecular function: protein binding; non-membrane spanning protein tyrosine kinase activity; ATP binding. Gene Ontology annotation, biological process: protein phosphorylation; regulation of apoptotic process. NCBI's taxonomy places the organism in Eukaryota, Metazoa, Chordata, Testudines, Emydidae.